This is a messenger RNA of Ostrea edulis (European flat oyster), 1307 nucleotides long. RefSeq names its product 5-hydroxytryptamine receptor 1F-like. The record is from RefSeq and is a predicted model, not a curated record. The coding region runs from base 1 to 1137 and encodes 378 amino acids. Gene Ontology annotation, biological process: neuropeptide signaling pathway. Lineage: Eukaryota; Metazoa; Mollusca; Bivalvia; Ostreida; Ostreidae. Gene Ontology annotation, molecular function: G protein-coupled peptide receptor activity. Gene Ontology annotation, cellular component: membrane. The transcript has a single exon.
AUGGAAUGCAAAAAUACAACCAAUGCAACUCUAGGAUUUGAGAGACAAUUGCUAUUGUGGAUGUGGAAUUAUCACAUUGCUGCUUAUAACAUUGCUGCCAUGAUAUUUUCUGGACUAAUAAUGUUUGUUGGUGUGAUCGGAAAUGGUUUUGUAGUGUAUGCAUAUGGCAUGAAAUUUAAGCGAACAACAGCCAACACUUAUAUUCUCUGGCUGGCUAUUUUUGAUCUUGCCUGCUGUUGUCUCAGCAUUCCCUUUGAGAUAUAUGUGAUAGGAAACCCGGUGCUGUUCGACAAUGAUAUACUCUGUCGAGUCUUCAGAAGUGUUUCAAUGCUGACAUACGCUUGUGAGGGAUUAAUGUUGAUGUGCAUUGCUUUAGACAGAUACCAAAAAAUAUGCUCGCCCAUACCGUAUUCAAACGCCAAUCCAAAAAUAAGAGUGUUGAUUCUCAUAACCACUGCAAUUGUCAUUUCCUGGACGUCAGCAUGCAUUUAUGGUAAAAGCACAGUUAAAAAUAAUUGCAUACCCGGACUUGUAGGCAGCACAUGCGCAAUAGCAGAUGAUGUCCAAUUUUCCAUGUUUGUAGGCCUUUUUUACGGAUUUCUUUUAACCGUGUUCGUGACUUCAUUCUGCAUUAUGUUUUUCUUAUACUUAAGAGUCUUUAAGCGAAUUUGGCAGUGGAAACGUUCUCAGAUACAAAAUACAAACAUACCUCGAAUUGAUAGCGGAGAUUCACUUAGUUCUCAGGGAACCUGCACGCGAGACAGCCUAACAAUAUACGAAGUCAGGAGGUCUUCAUCUCUGUUUUCAAUUUCUCGAGACUGUGAUCACGUGAUGCUGAACGAGAUUCAAUGGAGCAGUCAUUCGAAACUUCAUCGGAAAGCUCAACUGACCAAAACCACCGUCAUUCUUUCUGCAGUGACGCUGUCGUUUCUUUUUAGUUACCUCCCUUAUCUUCUUAGUCAGAUACUUCUGAAAAGCUCAGUUGUAAAUAUUGAAGAUCUUUCACCUACAAGCAGGGCGUUUUAUGAAGUUCUGGUGAAGACAUAUUGUAUAAACAAUGCAACAAAUCCAAUAAUUUAUCUCAUCUAUAAUAAGCAGUUCAGACUGACUGUCAAAGAACUAUUUAUAAAGCCAUGAUGACUUUAAUAUGCAAAGAGAAGUUGAUAAAUACGGAAUUCAAAUAUUGACUUUAAAUGCAUGUGUGUCGAUUUUUAUCACGUUUUCCCAUUUAGAGAAAAAUAACUAAUAAUGAAUGUUGUGAUCAUUUAUUUUCAUAAGUUAUUGUGUGGACUAUGAAAUAUUGUAUU